Molecule: messenger RNA, 8562 nt
Organism: Haplochromis burtoni (Burton's mouthbrooder)
Lineage: Eukaryota; Metazoa; Chordata; Actinopteri; Cichliformes; Cichlidae
Product: zinc finger protein 821
Exons: 6
Coding region: 1908-3344 (478 amino acids)
Biological process (GO): regulation of transcription by RNA polymerase II
Cellular component (GO): nucleus
Molecular function (GO): RNA polymerase II cis-regulatory region sequence-specific DNA binding; DNA-binding transcription activator activity, RNA polymerase II-specific
Source: RefSeq, a predicted model, not a curated record
CCCCAACCAGCCCUCUCCCUCUUGUGUGUGUCUCUUGGCUGAUGAGUUUGUCUCUUUGUCUGGAUUCAGUCAGACACUGCGUCACCUCCUGCCUACAGACACACAGACUCAGAGAUAACAUCGCAGUGCUAGAGACUGAGGGAGUGAGGAGGGUGGGUAGUGGUGAUGGUGGCGGCGGGGGGGAGCAAGGAGAGACAGAUGUACAGACAGAACCGUAGCGGUGGGGGGAUGGGUAUCUCUCACACAUCAAUCAUUGGCUAUGCGCCGAGAAGCCAGCCUGUUGUAGUAGUUCACAGUUCAAUACUCGGACCCACUCUAACGAAUGCUUGGAUUUCUGUGGGAAAAGUGCCCAAACUGUGUUCACAUACCAACUUCUCACAAGUAGCCAAAUGACUAGCUUUAAGAUUAUACUUCUGUCUUGCUCACACACACAAUAAAAGAGAAAGUGUGUGUCUGUGCACCGUGCACAGUACCUCAGGAUUGUGAUGAAUGCUGUAAUUACUUCUGCCAGUCUCAGGUAACUGAAGUCAGGAUCUCUCUCUCCCAUCUUCUGAUCUGUGUAAAUGGAGAGGGAGCACACAAGGGAAGAAAAUUGGAUUUUAAGCUAUCAUUAAUUUUCGCUAUCUCAAGUGGUGAUGUUCCUAUGUGUGAAUGCCAGAGGAGUUUUCACCAAGACUGCAUCCAAAGGAGCAGUGCUGGCAGUUGAAUGAGCGUUUGCGGAGUCCAGUGUAAUAAGAAGAAAAGUGAAGGGAUUGCAUCGCAUCCUGCAGCCAAAAAGAGCCGCUGUGUACAAUAAAGUGUGGCAUCGCGGCAAGUGAAAUGAGCUACAUAUGGGCUGUCAUGGUGCAAAGCUUUAUCCUCCCCCUCGGAGCUGAUGGUAAAGAUAUAGAAGUAGACAGAGCUCCAUAUAUAAGCUGGGAGGACAGAGGGCGAGCCAGGCUGUUCAGUGUGUGGGUGGUACUGAAGGAGAGAGAGAGAAACGGAGCAGCUAGGCAGUUAGCUGGAGGAUAACAGUGCAGGCUGCUACCCCCGUGGGACUGCAGCAUGGCUGUCGGAACAGCUAGCAUGUAUCUGUGAUUGUAUAUGUGUGUAAAAAUAGUGGGGGUUGGGAUGCAAAUGAAGUAAAUGUGCAUGCAUAUAUGCAACUGGGCUUGUCUCGCUGCUUUUGUAUGAAUCCUGCUGCUUGUUGUAUACGUCAUAUAAAACCAGAUGAAUCUGCUAAGAAGUUCUUCUCAAGCUGAUCGAGCCCCCAGAGUGCUAAGAAAAAGGUAGAAUGGUUUCAAUAAUUUACUCUCUGGGACAGCUUUCUAUCAGUUUUGCUCUGAUUAUAGGUUUUGUUUUCAUUAGCGUGUUAUAUUUCUGCAAUAAUCUCAAGAUUUUUUAAUUGUAAUUGGAUGGCGUGAUCCACAUUAAGUGUGAUCAAACCAUGGAACUUCAGCGAUAGGUGAAACCACUUCUAUUAAAAGAUUUAAAGAUUUAUACCUUCUUGUGAUACACUACAGUAGCGGAUGCUGUAAUGAAGUUGCUAUGGAGAUAAAGCUUUCAUAUGCCGGGUACAAUGUAUGGGUAGAGACAGUUGCUCAGAAUCGUUUUCUUUUUGUGCCCAAGGCAGGACAAAAUUUCAAGGUAUACCUAUAAAAGAAGCCUCAUUUGGAAUAUCAUCAGUUCUUCUGAUUGUGCAGUCAGAUGAAGAUAUUUUUGAGCAAAAAGCCUUCAGUUCUUUUUGUGCUUCACUAUAGGCUGCACUAAACUCAUCAGAUUCUGUCAUACACAAUCCAACAGGCAGUCUUGUUGUCCCUGGUUCUGAUCCAGCAUCUGCUGAAGUGGAGAUUUCUCUCUGAAGUUAUGUCAGGAUUCCAGGGCCAUUCCACACUUCAACCAUCACAGGACUCCAGCACACUAUUAACAUGGAUGGCAGAGACGAAUUCACAGAGGACAGUGAAUGCUGCAGCAACAACUCCCAGGAAGUCCAAGGGCAGGAUAGCUUCUCAGAAGACAGCGAUAGUGACCCAGAAAACCACGGCGAAGACUCGUCCUCCAACACCUCUGCUGACGACCACAUGACCACCAAGAGAACACAGUGUCUCCUACAAGGAGCAGGAGUCAAAGAGGAGAGCGAGGAAGGGGGAGAGCACAGCAACAACUUUGUUUGUCCUCUCUGCCCGCUGGAUUUCAGCAGCCCAGAUAAGCUCAUCUCCCAUGUCUACCAGCACACGACUAUGAUGAGCAACACCAAGAGCUAUGUGUGCCCAGUGUGUGGGCGAGCCCUGAGUUCGCCCGGCUCACUUGGACGCCAUCUUCUCAUCCACUCCGAGGACCGCCUCUCCAACUGCGCUGUCUGUGGUGCACGCUUCACAGACACCAACAACUUUAACAGGGAGAAGCUUAAAGAAGUCCUCGACACAACUAGGAUGGAUUUUACUGGGGGAAGGGACACCAGUUCCAUGUCCCAGUCCCUCUCGAGCAGCCCCAUGAGCAGCCCGGGCCCCUGCACUGACUCUUGCCAUGGACCGGGCCCCAGUCCCAGUUCGUGUCAGGGUCCUUGCCUGUGUCAAGCAACUAACCCCAAUCCCAACCUAUGUCAAGCCCAACGUUCCUGCCAGGGGCAGGGUCAUAUCUCAAGCCAGUGUCAAGGCCCCAGACCAUGUCAUGGCCCUGGGCCAGGAUCAGGACCGUGCACAGACCAGGGACCCGCAUUUCCCUCACUGCCCGAUAGUCUCCUCUCUGAAGGGCCAUCCCUCGCCUCAAUCCCUGAUGCACUCAACUCCUCCUCUUCAGGCCUUCCUCCUAUCCCUGAUAUCCUGAGCCCUAUGCCAGUGUAUCCUGCCGGAGUGCUGCUGGUGUGCAACAGCUGUGUGGCUUAUCAGCAGCUAGUGGCGGCCCAGUCACCGAUGCGAAAAUGGGCUCUGCGUCGGAAGAACGAGCCCUUAGAGGCCCGACUGCAGCGUCUGGAGCGUGAGCGCACGGCAAAGAAGAACAAGCGGGCGUGUGAGACAGAAGAAGAGAGGGAGCUGAGGCGGCUGCGGGACCGCGAGGCCAAGCGCAUGCAGAGGAUGCAGGAAACGGAGGAGCAGCGGGCACGCAGGCUGCAGAGGGACAGGGAGGCCAUGCGAUUAAAGAGGGCCAACGAGACACCAGAGAAGAGGCAGGCCAGGCUGAUCCGCGAGAGGGAGGCAAAGAGGAUCAAGCGACGGCUGGACAAGAUUGACCCUGCUCUGAGGACACAGAUAGAGCACGAUCCUGCAGCCAUGGCUGCCCUCACAGCAGACAUGAGUCUCUUCCAGUUUCCCUGCCCUAUGCCUGUCCCCUCCAUUGAUAAUGGUCUAUUCAUGAAGCUGCCCUAGUGGGUCCAGGCCAAUCGGGUGAGGGCAGAAUCCAGUUGGCUUCUCGCAGCAUCAUUAACCUCUGCACUGCGCCAUCAGGCUGCCUGUUCACAGAGAACCAUUCCUAGCUGGUUUCCUCUCAGCUCGAUCUGCGUCGAACAGCUUCGCACACAAGCUGCUUUGUUAAAUACAACAAAAACUUCUUCAACGUCUUUUUUUAAACAGCCUAGAAAACCUUGGGAACAGGGAUGAGAAUGUUUCUUAUUGUAUGGAUGAUGACAUAAGAGCAUGUUGUAAAGAGAUUUUAUCUGUUGCGUCAGUGGACUAGCAGAUUUAACACAGUUCAUACUCAUAGGAGCAGUUACACUUCCUUUGAGGGGACAAAAAAAAAAUCAUUUGCACAUGGACCUUCAGUGACAGGAGAGGGGACUUUGUAGCCACAGUCCCCUCUCCUUUCUGGUCCACUCCGCCAGCCCAGUGACUCUGAUUUCCAGGUAGCUACACCUCUCUUCAAGCUGCUACCAUGGGUCCCUGGGAAGUUCGUGUUCAGUCAAACUACUACCUCAGCUGGCGCCGUGGACGCGCCCUCUGUCCUGUGGCUUACUGCGUUCCAACUCCAAGCUUCCAAAGCUCUAUAUGUACUGUACACUACUACCGAGGAUGCAGGUCAUUUUUGUUUGUUUGCUUUACAUUGUUAUGUUUGUAUUGAUCAUUCAGGCACUUUAAUAGGACACACACAUUCACAAGUGAUUUUAAAAACAAGAGGCGUUAUAGAUUCUGACAUAAAGUUUGAAUGAAUGUCCUAUUGAACGUGUUCAGUGUUGAGCUACAUUCCUCUUAUUUCUGAGUUUUACAUCUCAAUGCAGUACAUUUUUUGUACAUUCUCUUUGCCAAGAUACGACUCUCGCGUCUUUACGCUCCGAACAUUUUUGCCAAUGUCAUUUAUAUUUUGACUUUCUUUUACAGAGGUUUUCUCUGGCUCUUAAAAAACAACAAAAAAGUAAAGUCAUAAAGUCUGUGCUGCUGUUAUUGUACUGUAAAAUACAUUAGUUACCUCUUAUAUGUUUGGGCUCAUUGCAUUGAGGAAUAUUCUAUUCCUGUAAGUGGUUGCAAAGAAACAGUACACAACAUGUUACCCGUUGACCUCAGAAUUUGUCGCAUUACUUGAAUUCUGCCCUAAAAGAUGCAUUUGUUUUCCUCAUGAGCGGGUUCCGACACCGUGGGUUUUUACCGUCAUACGGGAAAUCGUACAUAGAUAAUGCAACCUCUGCUUUGUGCAAUUUGUGUAGCAUCCACAUGUAUUGUAAGGCUGCAGUACCUUCAAGAUGUGUAAACAGUACCACUUAAAUUAUGUUUUAUAUCUGCAAGUCACUUUUAUGGAGUCACAUGACAAGUGGAAAUUGUUCUAAACACUUUUUUUGUUUGUUUCCUUCAUCUGUUACUGAGCACUGGGGCUAACUUCACGGCACAUACAGCCCAUACCAGGAGAUUCAUUAACCUCAUUCCAGCACAUAUUUAUGCAAUAUGAUGUGAAUAUAUAUAUAUAUAUCUGUAUUUUUUUUUCUUGUAAAAGUGUUUUGAGGUGUUUUGUUGAUUUACAAAAUGUUAAAAUUAGAGGCCAUGGUUGGAUAACCCUUGUUUAAUUUCCUGCCUGUUACCUCCACUUCUUGUCUUUGCUUAUCCAGAUGGAAACAUUUAACAGUGUCAAAUGAGCAGUUUCAGAAGUACUCUUUAAAGAAGAACGAGCAGCGGUUCUGUUUGAGUCACUCCUAGACGAGCCGCAACCCACCUGGCUGUUAGUUCCAGCAGGUUUAAUGAAGAAAAAACAAAAGACAAAAAAAUUAAAGGGAGUUUUGGUUUUAUCCUCAGAGGCUUUUUUCUAGGAGUGCAUCAAACCUCUAUGCAACAGAUGUUAUUUAUUAAAGGAAAUUAAUUCACUUUUCACUGAAACUAUGCAGAAUGCGACCUCAAUUUUAAACAGACUUCAAAGCAAACAGUUCAGCUACUCAGGCAGUUUAACUCAGAGGGCUCAGGGCCUGGAUACGGCACCCCAGCCCAUAAGAAUCAUUUGUAGACCUGUCAUGCAAACAGAAGUUUUAGGCAGUUUUGGGACUUUUAGUAGAGACAUUUUUGUCUUUUUUUGAGAGAUGUUUCCUCUUCCUAGUUCAGCACAAAAAGCAACAGGGUUUCACUGCCAUCCUUCUCAUUAUACACUCUACCAAGGGCAGAUCAGUGUUCUCAACAAAGGCUUCAGGUGUCGUCUCUUUCUCUCAGAAUAUGAAUACUGGGUAUUCUCAGAGGUUGCUCUUUGAAAUUGCUGUGACCCUGUUUGUCCUACAACUUCACUUACUAGUUGAAAGGACGUUCUGUGGACUCUGACGCGGCGCUGUUCUUUGGCAGCAGCGCUCUCUCAGUGUGGAUUAGGUAAAAACACUGCAUGUCCUGAAACUGCACUCGUCCUAGAAUGGUUCAACAUGAGCUUGUGUUCUGUUUGUUUAUGCCUGCCUGUUUUUUACAGUUUAAUCGAAAAAUGUUUCAAGAUGUUGGCCUUUCUAUAUUCUAUCAGGAUUUUCUCUCAAUGUCCAUGUUUACAAAAGAAGUCUUUCUGAUCAAGGCCAAAUGAAUGAGCUAAACUGCUAAUGACAACAUGCUAGUUGUGAUAUCAAUGCAUUCUGACUGGAUGGCACUUUGAGGGACGCCAUCCUCUGUUACUGGAAUAACAGAUGUACAGACCGUGACGAAACCUGGAUAAGAAUGUGGAAAUAAACAUUGAAUUUAUUAUGUUGGUUUGGAGCAUUGUUUACAUUUUUUGCAUUGUUUUUUUUUUUCCUACAAAGCACUGCAUAAGAUCAGUUCGGUUGUUUCCAAACCUUGAGCCCCUGCAGCCCAUUGUCUUCAUUAAUCAUUAACAAGGGGAAGCAUUUAGGUUUCAAGAAUCAAACUAAAGUAAAAGCACAAUCUCACCUGCAAAUUGUGUUUAUACAUGAAUCAUUAGUUCAACUUAAACUCGCUGCAUUACCACCCUGGUCAUUCAUUGUUUUAGCUGAAGUGGCUUUGUCCUCCCAGGAGAACUUGACCCCUAUUUUUAGAUACACUGGGUUAAUUGGCAAUUCUAAAUUGUCUGUAAGUGCUAAUAGUUGUAAAGGUUAAUAGCUUAAACUUUAAGCACAGAGUGAGAUCAUCACUGAGUGCCAAACUUAAAAAAUGUAGGUCUACGCACGUAUCCUCAUAACAACUCAGGACUUUAGUGGGCACCAUGCACGCUUAGACUGAAAUUCAUAAACAUUAUGGUGGACAGGGUAGUAUUUGACACUGACAUCAAAAGAGCCAGCUAUGAUAUACUCCCCAAGACCAUCAGGAAAUGAUGAAACACAAACGAGAAAUGUCCUGCAAAAUAACAGACAUAAUAAAAGGAGAAACAAAUUUCAGGACCUAUUGUGAUAUACUAUGUGAGGUAACCAGUGCAAGUACCAAAUGCGCUCAAAUCCCAAAUAACUAGAUUACAUAAUAGGGUUACCUGUGUGCAUUUUACUUUGGACAGCUGUGUACAGAUGUGUAUCUUCUGAAUGUUUCCAUUUACUGAAAGUAAAUUGAUACAUUUUAUACAAUUUGGCUUAUAACACAUAUAAAACUAAGCUAACACUGUGUAACAAUGUGACAUGAGCACUUUUGUUCAGCAGCUCUUAUUGUAUACUACUAUAUUUACCAGCUAUACAUUACAGGUCAAGAUGUGACAAUCAACUUGUAAAAUGGGUUAUUCACAAGCAGCAAAAUAUAAAGUAGAUAAAAUAACCUCCCUCUAAAGUGGGUGUAGCUUGUGUAGAACCAGUGUGCACCCACUUCUUAAAGCUGGUCAUGAAAGCUGUAUGCUCUGAAAAAAGAACAGUUUAAAAAAAAAAAGCCACGAGUUACCAUAACAUUCAUGGCCAUGAUGGGAUGAGUGCGUGUAAACCUCUGACCACAACUAUGAUUAAAAGCAUUUUUUCACCAAAAGGACUAUAUAUAUAUAUUAUAUACCGUAUAAUCCUCUGAGAAGAUCUUUUAUAUACUAUUGUAGGUGUAUAGAACCUACAAUAAAGAAACUGAAGCCACCAGUUUCUCUAAAAUAAUAAAUGCACAACAGGACUAAGAAUCACAGCACACAAGUUGGAUAAUUGUUUAUAUUUAUAUUUGUAUAUAUAUUUAUAUAUAUAUAUUAUAUUGUGUUUACUUAACAAACAUGAUAAAUGCAAUGUCUCCAAGUUAGCUGUAACAAUAAAAAUACAAUAUCUUUGUGUCCUUAAAGUACAUAGAAUUAAAACAGCAAAACAAAUCAAAACAAACAAACAAAAAAACCGCUCUAAGUAGUUCACAGAGAGGUACAAAUAUACAGUACAAAUCUAUUUUAUUCAAAAAGGAUACAAAUAAAAACGCAACAAAAUAGAGAUAGUAAUGCUUUGUUAAAGUCAGGUAGGUGUAGGAUAUUCUAAGGGAGCACUUUGGGUCGACAACUCUAAGGCUUCUGAUUAAGAUCAAUACAUAUUGGUACGGCCAUACGAUAUUAAAACUCACUAUACAAAGUUCAUACAACCUGGAUUAUACUUGAGGAUUGAAUGUUACAUUUUACAUAAUUGCAUAUAUUUUGCAGAUUUAGGCAUUUAAAAAGAUGCUGUUUUUUGUUUUGUUUUUAGUUAUGCGUCACAUAAAAAGCAGUGUCACCGUGUGCAGAAGGGAAAAAAAAAAUAGUACAAAGUCAUAUCUGAAAAUACACAGACUUUUUAAAACUUUUAACCGUUCUCAUUUCUCCUGAUUUAAUUCGACAUCAGCGGCACCAAAACCGUCCUAAAUUCACCUUUGCAAUACUGGAUCAACAGGAAGUAGUUCACAUAGAAAUCCCAUCGAGCAACGCCACAAAACAUUGAAGAGGAAAAAAAAAAUAGUCACAUUACCACCGAUAGAAAAGUUUUGGCUUUAUGCAGCCUUUCUCGCUUAUCCAAACCCGCCUCUGCUGUUCAGACUGUCAGAGCACAAAACACCAAACACCACCCAUUAAUUUCUAAGGAGGAAAGAAAAAAAAAAAACCUACAAAUUCUGUGCAACAACAAUAAAAACAACUGUGCAUCUGUCUAUGCAUGUGAGGAAUUAAUAGAUUGCCCUCCUUUUGCUGUCUUGUGUACAAAAAAGUGCAGAGAAAAGCCUCCUUUCCAUUCCCACAUACUGGAAAAAAAAAAAAAAAGGAUCUGAAUGUUAAAUAUGAGCC